CCGGUCAGAGGUAACCUCGAUCAACUGGCCACACAAAGUCAUGUGGCCACUCUGGUGACAUAGCAGUAAGCUGCCAACACAGAGUGAUCUGUCAUCAUGACGAUGGAUGCAGACCAAGGCCCGGCAGCUUUGCGCCCAACAGUUCCUCCGCCCUCCUCCACCUGCACCCGAAAGAGUCCCUGUUCCUCCCCUGGUCUCAUCAACCACCCUCCCUCAAGCAAUAAGCCUUGUCCUCGUCCAACGAGCCAAUGGUGCUUUUUCGAUAUCCCCAACCCAAAAACAGGAGCAAUUGAUAUGACGCCAAAAAAACACUCCAAGAAAAACAAACACCCUGUACGCCCCGUCCUCGUGCAUGCAAAAAGCUGAAACACGCAGCUCUAAGGGUCUGCCUCAAGUCGCUGGUAAAUGCAAAAUAUG
This is a messenger RNA of Microdochium trichocladiopsis, 417 nucleotides long. RefSeq lists its product as uncharacterized. Lineage: Eukaryota; Fungi; Ascomycota; Sordariomycetes; Xylariales; Microdochiaceae. The transcript has a single exon. The record is from RefSeq and is a predicted model, not a curated record. Bases 97 to 366 code for a protein of 89 amino acids.